Messenger RNA from Suillus clintonianus, 603 nucleotides. RefSeq lists its product as uncharacterized. The annotation marks the transcript as partial. Lineage: Eukaryota; Fungi; Basidiomycota; Agaricomycetes; Boletales; Suillaceae. The record is from RefSeq and is a predicted model, not a curated record. The transcript is spliced from 5 exons.
GGUGGUCCCGUCGCGCUAAUCGAGAACGCAAUGCAUCACCGUAUCAACUUUCUGGCGAUAUUGUGUGGUUACGUCUCGGUGUGGUUUAUGCAAGCCCUGCUUCUUUACCGAUGUUUUGUGAUAUGGAAUUGGACGAGACACGUGAUGAUCCCCAUGGUUGCCCUCUAUAUUGGCUUGAUUGUGGCUAUUGUCAUCUUGGUCCAGGAGGGUACCGGUGCUAUAUUUUACGAUGCCGAAACCGCUCUUGCGUACCUUGCCUUCCAAGUGGUGCUCACCGUGCUCUACACCACUCUCGUGACGAAACGUUUGCUCUCUAUACGAGGCCAGAUGAAGCAAGCCUUGGCCGAAUAUGAUUCUGGCCCCUAUGUUACCAUCAUCAUCAUGGUCGUCGAGUCCGCCAUGUCAUACACUAUCUUCAUCAUUUUCUUUAUAGUCGUAUUUGCUAUGGAUUUAAACACUCUCUCCACUAUAUGCUUCCUGUCUAUCAACCCAAUUCAGGGCAUUACGCAAUUAUUCAUCAUCAUACGUGUGGCACGGGGAAGGGCAGUUACACACGAGUGGUCGACCCGAGUUACUGCAGCACCUACGACUCUAGCAUUCGCA